This is a messenger RNA of Daktulosphaira vitifoliae (grape phylloxera), 1852 nucleotides long. It is a transcript of the gene bsk, whose product is annotated as stress-activated protein kinase JNK. Lineage: Eukaryota; Metazoa; Arthropoda; Insecta; Hemiptera; Phylloxeridae. Gene Ontology annotation, biological process: JNK cascade; protein phosphorylation. Gene Ontology annotation, molecular function: ATP binding; JUN kinase activity. The record is from RefSeq and is a predicted model, not a curated record. The coding region runs from base 468 to 1661 and encodes 397 amino acids. The transcript is spliced from 9 exons. Gene Ontology annotation, cellular component: cytoplasm; nucleus.
AUUGUUACAGUGAAAUUUCCAUUUUUUUUUUUUACACAAUUUAUUAAUUAUUUUUAAACAAUAGUUUUUUAUAGUCUAAUACUUGAGUUUUAAUAAGUAUUUUUUGUGUAAAUUCGAGUAUUUAAAUGUGUUGGUCUAAAGUAUUUUAAAAAUAUUGAAGUGUUUUGUUCUUAUCAGUGACCAUAAGAAGGAUAUUAUUAAUUUUGCAGUUUACUCAACAUUUCUAGUUUAUUAUAACUUGAGAUUUAAACUUUUACAAAAAUAAGAAAACUUUGAAUUUCCAUCACGAGACGUCAUUCGUAUGCCUCAUAUUAAUUCUAGGAUGACAUCACGUGUGUCUUCCUCCAUUUUUUUUACAGUGGAGGUAGGUGAUACCAAAUUCACGAUUUUGAAAAGGUAUCAAAAUUUAAAACCAAUUGGAUCUGGCGCUCAAGGAAUUGUCUGUUGAUUUUGAGCUUAUCUACACUAUGCUCGGAACACAAUCGAGGUUUGUUCAAGCACCUCAAGGCGAACCAGAUACUAAAGCUGAAGCUAAUGAUAUGUUUUAUACGUUAGUAUUUGGUGAUACUGAAUUUUCAGUACCCAGACGUUAUAUUAAUCUUGUACCUAAAGGUCUAGGUGCUCAGGGCAUGGUUGUUGCUGCUAUGGACACAAUAACCCAACAAAGCGUUGCUAUAAAAAAACUAUCCAGACCUUUUCAAAAUGUUACACAUGCCAAACGAGCAUAUAGAGAAUUCAAACUUAUGAAAUUAGUUAAUCACAAAAAUAUUAUUGGUUUGUUGAAUGCAUUUACUCCACAAAGAACAUUAGAUGACUUUCAAGAUGUAUAUUUAGUAAUGGAGCUUAUGGAUGCAAACCUUUGUCAGGUUAUUCAAAUGGAUUUAGAUCAUGAGCGAAUGUCAUACUUGUUGUAUCAAAUGUUGUGUGGUAUAAAGCACUUACAUUCAGCUGGAAUAAUUCAUAGAGACCUAAAACCUAGCAAUAUUGUUGUAAAAUCAGAUUGUACAUUGAAAAUAUUAGAUUUUGGAUUGGCAAGAACUGCUGGAACAACAUUCAUGAUGACACCAUAUGUUGUUACAAGAUACUAUAGGGCACCAGAAGUCAUAUUAGGUAUGGGUUACAAAGAAAAUGUUGAUAUAUGGUCAGUAGGUUGUAUUAUGGGAGAAAUGAUAAGAGGAGGAGUGUUGUUUCCUGGUACUGAUCAUAUAGAUCAAUGGAAUAAAAUUAUUGAACAACUUGGUACACCAUCUCAAGAAUUUAUGAGAAGAUUGCAACCAACUGUUCGUAAUUAUGUAGAAAAUAGGCCACGUUAUCCUGGUUAUUCUUUUGAUAGACUGUUUCCAGAUGUAUUGUUUCCAUCAGAUUCUUCUGAACAUAAUAAACUUAAAGCAAGCCAAGCACGUGAUCUAUUGUCUCGGAUGUUAGUUAUUGAUCCAGAAAGACGAAUAUCUGUUGAUGAUGCAUUGUUACAUCCUUAUAUCAAUGUAUGGUAUGAUGAGAGUGAAGUUAAUGCACCAGCACCGGGACCAUGGGACCAUUCAGUUGAUGAACGUGAACACACUGUAGAUCAAUGGAAAGAUCUAAUCUAUCAAGAAGUUAUGGAGUAUGACCCAACUACAGCAGCUGCAGCUUCUGUAAAUGAACCACAACCUAGCCGAUAGACGUCAUUGGUAUAUUUAAUCUCCGUCCAUAGUUUGACAGUAAAGUCAAAAUAUAUUAGGAUUGAAGAAGUUUAGGUAGUCUUCCAUAAAUCAAAAGGUACUCUGCAAAUUUAUGAUACUUCUUUUGAAUUAGGCCAACCUUUUGAAAAAAAAAAAAAAUUCAUUUAAUAUUAAGCAAAUACUUAAGCAAU